CUCGCUCGCUUUUAAUCGCACAUUGAACAAACAUUCAAGAAACUGCAAAGCUGAAAGUGACAAGGCUGCUCGCGCGGUUGGCGGGGAAAGGAGAAUCAGUUAGCAACACAACCAAUCGGUGAAGGCAAGCCCCACGAUUCUACACAAAAAGAAACCAGCCCAUUUUAAAAAACCUCUGGUAUAUAAUAUAGACGGCUACAUUUUUAAAUCCUGAUCUGGAUGAGGAAAUGAUUUCUGGAGCAUUUUGUGUGUGUCUCAGUUCCUGCGAGUGUUUCAAGGGGAUGUGAACUAACAGGACUGUGAAGUCUGCAUGAGUCCCUGAUAUACCAGCUGAUUUGUUUAUGGAGCUUUGGGCAAGGGCCAGGCCAGCUCCUCCGCCCCCCUGCGGCUUCCCAGGCGAUGGUGCUGCCUCCGGCCCAGGGAGGACCCCGGCUGCCCCGCAGAGGCUGACCCAGGAGGAGGAGGAGGAGGCUUGCCCCGCGAGCGCCCGGGCUCAGUACUAUGGCUGUGUACUGCUAUGCGCUCAAUAGCCUGGUGAUGAUGAAUAGCAGCAACGAGGUGAAGAGCGGCGGUAGCCGGAGCCAGACGCCUCCUCCCCGGGGGCAGGUGCUGCAGGUCUCGGAGCUGCACGGCCCCUGCUGCCCGCUGGCCGCGCUCAGUCCGGGCGCCGGGAGCCCCAGCUGCCCCCGGAGGAGCUCGGCCUUCCUCUUUCCCCCCGGGGAACAGCCGCUGCCAGAGGAGCCGGGGAGCGCCGGGACCCCCGGGGGCAGCAGGCGGCCCAGCAGCCCGAGCUGGCUGGGAAGGGAAGAGCCGUCGCGGCCCCGCCAGCGGGAGCUGCAGAACGUGCAGGUGAACCAGAAAGUGGGGCUCUUCGAGGCGCACAUCCAGGCGAGCAGCUCAGCCACCCUGCACCUCAAGAGCCCGCGGCUGGGCAGGAGAUCACCGUCCCCCAUCCCGCCCCGCCGCAGCCGGCCCCCCGGCGGAGACCCACGGGAAGCGCCCAGGAAGGAGGAGGACAAGGUCCCGACAAGCCCCUUUCCCUGGCCGGAGGCGGAGAGGGGGAUAUGGGGCCGCGUAGCACAGGAUCCAGGAGAGACGGAGAGGGGGCGUGAGCCCCCCAGGGCGCAGGCUUCCGGGGAGACGGAGAGGGAGGGUGGGCACUGUGGAGCGCAGAUUGCCGGGGAGAUGGAAAGGGGGAGCAGCACUCUCGGAGCGCGUUGUACAGAGGAGAUGAAGAGGGGCGGUGGGAUGCCUAGAGGGCUGGGAGCGGAGGAGACGGAAAAGAGGAGCGGGUCCUGCGAACAGGAGGGACCGGAGGAGACUGAGAAGUGGAGCGAGUCCCCCAGGGCGCAGAACUCAGAAGUGAUGGAGAGCAGGGAGAGGGGGAGUAGUGGAGCGCAGAACUCAGAAGUGAUGGAGAGCAGGGAGAGGGUUCACACAGCGCAGGGCUCGGAAGUGAUGGAGAGGAGGAGCGAGUCCAGUGGAGCGCGAGGCUCAGAGGUGUUGGAGCGAGGAGAGAGUACCCACAGCGCACAGGGCUCUGGGGUGAUGGAGCGAGGAGAGGGCACCAACAGCGCGCAGGGCUCAGGGAUCAUGGAGCGGGGCAGAAUAUCCCUAGAAACUCAGGGUUCCGCCUCAACAGAGGAGGGGGGCGAGAACUGCGGAUCGCGGGGCUCGGACUCUUCAGCCGCCCCGGAGCAAGGGAGGGGUGAAGAGCAGCAUUGCCCCACCCGGACUGGCUGCUGGGGGGAGCUCGGGAGUCCGCUGGACUGGGCUGUCUCUGUGGAGGAGCUGUGCCCAGUGCCUGGGAGCUCCUUGGGAGCAGUGGAUCAAGCCCGUGCCCGGCUGCAGCAGGACCACCUUGGAGACGGUCAGCUGCUGGUGACAGCAGCAUCCACAGAACAAAAGGGGAAACCCCCGGGGGAGGGGUGCUGCGGGAGCAGUAUCCCCGCUGUCAUCAUUACUGACCUAGGGGGUCAGGAGGAGGAGGCCGGGGAGAGCCCCCGAGUGAACAUGCCCAUCAGGAAGCUGUCUUCCUCUUCGGCUUCUUCCACUGGCUUCUCCUCAUCCUGGGAAGAGUCUGAGGAGGACAUCUCCAGCGACCCCGAGCGCACCUUGGAUCAAGCCCAGCCCUUCCUGCAGACCCUGGACCAGCACAAACCCAGAGUGAGCAAGUCAUGGCGGAAGAUCAAAAAUAUGGUGCAGUGGUCUCCCUUUGUUAUGUCCUUCAAGAAAAAGUAUCCUUGGAUUCAACUAGCAGGGCAUGCAGGUAGCUUCAAGGCUGCAGCCAAUGGCAGGAUACUCAAGAAGCACUGUGAAUCUGAGCAGCGCUGCUUGGACCGCUUGAUGAACGACGUCCUUAAGCCCUUUGUUCCUGCCUACCAUGGGGAUGUGGUGAAGGAUGGGGAGCGGUACAAUCAGAUGGAAGACCUGCUGGCUGAAUUUGACUCCCCCUGCGUUAUGGACUGCAAGAUGGGAGUCAGAACGUAUUUGGAGGAAGAGCUAACAAAGGCCAGAAAGAAGCCAAGCCUGCGGAAGGACAUGUAUCAGAAGAUGAUUGAAGUAGAUCCCAGUGCCCCGACCGAGGAGGAGAAUGACCUGCAUGCAGUAACCAAGCCCCGAUACAUGCAGUGGAGGGAGACCAUUAGUUCUACAGCAACCCUGGGAUUCAGAAUCGAGGGGAUAAAGAAAGAAGAUGGCACAGUGAACCGGGAUUUCAAGAAGACAAGAACAAAGGAACAGGUCACAGAGGCCUUCAGAGAAUUCACUAAAGGAAACCGUAACAUUUUGAAUGGUUACCUUAAUCGGUUGAAGGGGAUCCGUGACACCCUGGAAACAUCAUCGUUCUUUAAAUGCCACGAGGUAAUUGGGAGCUCCCUCCUCUUCAUUCAUGACCAAAAGGAACAGGCCAAAGUCUGGAUGAUUGACUUUGGGAAAACCACACCACUGCCAGAGGGACAAUUCCUCCAGCACAACGUGCCGUGGGUGGAAGGGAACAGAGAGGACGGCUACCUCUGGGGGCUGGACAACCUCAUUGAGAUCCUAAUGGAAUUGUCACAGAGCGAGGACUUGCAUUAAAGCCAUACGUCCAACUCCACCACUACCCUGCAUCCUGCCCCUCAAACUGACUCUUCUGAACUGCACUACAAGACACUUUCCAAACCCUGUCCCCCGCCCAUGUUAAAGCUAUAACUUCCCUAUUUAAAGUGGUUUUUAGUUUUUGUACAUAUGUAGAUCACCUGCCAGAACAAACGCUGAACUUGAAGCCUUGGCUUUGCUCAGUAGAUGGGAGCAGAUCGUGUCGCUCGUCGCAGGCGCCUUUGCAGCGAGCAGCUGUGGUCUGGAUGGCAAGGCGAACGCAUGCUCUUUCCAUAGCAUUUCUGGCUCUUAGUCAAUCUCUUUUGAACAAGAAUUUACGUAGUGAGCAGUUGUGCAGCUGACGUGCCCUCCAGUUGAACGAAGAUGGUGUCCGAACCCUGAGUUCUGUUGCUCCUGAACUGUGUAAUUAAAGCCCUUCCAGCUAAGUGAAUGACAGAAUUUAUUCAGCUGUAAGGAUCAUCUGUCCUCUAGUGGCUGGUGUUGGUAACACACCAUCCUCAAAGCAGUCAAGGCUUCAUAGCUUUUAGAUUGCCAUUUUAAGUGUUUUAGGGUUUAUGGAAUAAGAAAGACACAGAUUCUGGAGAAGGUGAAGGCAGGAAUACC
Messenger RNA from Malaclemys terrapin pileata, 3702 nucleotides. RefSeq names its product inositol-trisphosphate 3-kinase B (gene ITPKB). The transcript has 8 exons. The record is from RefSeq and is a predicted model, not a curated record. Gene Ontology annotation, cellular component: nucleus; cytoplasm. Gene Ontology annotation, biological process: inositol phosphate biosynthetic process. Lineage: Eukaryota; Metazoa; Chordata; Testudines; Emydidae. Bases 502 to 3078 code for a protein of 858 amino acids. Gene Ontology annotation, molecular function: inositol-1,4,5-trisphosphate 3-kinase activity; inositol tetrakisphosphate kinase activity.